UGUAAACAUUGCAAAGGGGCACUCGCGGGAAAAUAUGAAUAUUGACUGCCGUCUGUUGCGUUGACAAAUAGUCGAAACAUUGUCAGGUGGUUGCUGCUAAGUAUGAAAAUGAUAUAAAAGUUUCUGCGAACCCGGGUAUUUAUUGAUAUUUGAGGACAUGCUGAGCUUUUAGUAUGGAAACAAGAAUCACGGCAGAAGAUGUUGUAUUGAAACUCACAGAUCGUGUUCUAACAUGUAGUUUGUUGAUCUAUCUCAUUUGAUUUCGGAGAGCUUUGUAAGAACAUGGUAGCAGCAAGUCACAAUGGAGAAAACAGAUGAGCAAAUUUGUCUUGGUGGCAAAGAAGUGUUCAGCAAUGCAGAGUUCUAUCACUUAAGAAACUGCUUGGUGGAAAUCCUUGAGGAGGUCAAACUGAGAAGGGGCAAUGAUACAGAGAGUGAGGAGAGGAUCAAGCUGCUGGUCAAUGAGAAGUAUCAGCUGGAGAGGAGAUGUGAUGCGGAGGUUGGGCAGCUCGCUGCUGUCAGAGAACAGCACCAGCGGCACGUGACUGACUUAGAGCGAAGCUUACAGGAGAAGAUGAGGCUCUUGGAGGAAGAGAAUAAACAACUAAAAAUCUACAGAAAGUGUGGUGAGAAAGAAACAGAGACCUUGAAAGACAGUGUCCGGUCACUACAGCUGUCCAAGUAUUCUCUGGAGAAAAACCUGCGAGAACAAGAGCACAAGCUGCAGUCUCAUCUCAGCUCAUCGGAUCAGCAGCUGGGAGAGUUAUCUGCCCUUGAACAAAAGCUACGAUCUAUGACAGUACACUUCCAGCACUUGAGUAACAGCCAGGAGAGACUGGAGAAAAAUGUGACAGAAGCUGUUAAACUGAACCGGAGCCUGAUGUAUGUGAAUGAACACCAGAAGUGUGUCAUGGAGCAGCAGAAGGCAGACCUCCACAGAUGUCAGCAACAACUGGUCACUCUCAGGACACAGUUGGAAAGUCAGCCAAUCAUCACUGCUGACACAGAGGAGCUGAAUCAAAGACUUGCAUCACUGCAGUAUCACAUGAACCUGAUUGUGGAGCAGAGGUGUGCCCUGGAAAAGGAACUAGAUGACUACAAGGCCAGACAUAAGGUUUCUCUAGAUGAUCUUCAUGAAAUGAAUAGUCUGGUAGAGCGACAUCUUGACAAUGCUGACCAGCACAGGUUGAGAAAUGCAGAACUGGAUGAAAUGAACCAGACCUUGAAAUCCAUGGUGAAGUUGGGUGAGGAGGAGGUGGUCAAGCUGCAGCAGGAGUUGGAUGUGGAGAGGGUUGUCAAGGCAGAGGCACUCACUCAGUGGAAAACACAGGAGGAGGUCUUGAAGACUAACCUUCUGGUUCUACAGAGUGAUCUUGCAGCCUCAGAUGAAGCCAGAACAGGCCUAGAAACACUGAACCUUCAGCUUGAGGAGACUAACACCAAGCUGAAACAGCAGUAUCUGGAGGUCAAGGCUGUUGUGGACAGGGAUAAGACAGAUGCAACACAACAGACAUCAUUGAGCUACUUCAACACUCAAAUCAUUGAAACACAGACAGAGAAUGAAACAUCAAUUGUUUCCACUCAGACAAUAAUCAACACAGCUGACGGCUCUGUUCAGACUCAAUGUGAAACAAACUCUGCCUCCUCCCAAACACACAAUCAGUGUGUCAGUUCAACAUCUCAGACCAUUGUUCCUCCUCUUGCUAACAGCUCUUCCCAAACUGAUGGACAAGACCUAUCUGAACAUGUGGCACCAUGUUUGGUGGGUGAAAUGUGCCUGUUGCCUCAGAAAGGGGAGAUUUUCCAUGCAGAAAGCAAUGGAUUGGAAACCGUGGAAACACAGGAGAAGAGCGUGUCAACAGUUCAUGAAGUAUCUGAACCAGAACUAGAAACUGGAAGUUCUGGAGAGAUUGACAUGAAUGAUGAUGCAGGCAGAAGUGCAAGAGAUUCAGAUUCUUGUAUCAUUCUGGAAAUACCAGACAUACCCAAGAAUUGUGAUAGCAAUAGUUUGAAAAGUGAUGGCAUAUGUGGGGAAGAUGCUCUUAUUUCAGCAGAUAGUCCAGCUAAUAACUCUACAAUGACAUUGUCAGAACCCUAUCAUGAUAUUUCCUCUAGACCCGGAAGAAAUCUGUCCACUGUUGUAUCAGGGACUGCCAGUUCCAGUUCAGACACACUACAGUUCUUACCCUUACAUCGUUAUAAAGCAGAAGAGCAAUCUGGAGGUCGUAGAAUGUCUCUUCCUGUUGCACAGCACAGGAGGCAAAUGAUGUGCAAAGAUUCACCACUUGCAAAGUCACAAAACUAUUCUGAGUCAGACUUAUACUUAAAUAAAGAUAAACACACAAAGGUUAGUCCAGGUAGGUCACAAGGUGUGAAGAUCAGAUGUCUGUAUUCAGAAAGUCCUGUGUUAUGGGGGGCACCUUGUCCUGGGGAAGAGCCUAAGGACGUAUCUAGGUUGAGUUCUACCUCUCAGCCUAAUGCCUCUUUCUUUGCUUCUGUGUCAGAAAAGUGGUCAGUCUUGGUGGAAGCAGAAGAGCAAGCGAAGAAGCAUGCACCAUCACCAGGCAGAAGCCCUCGAUCUACACCAAAAAUGGGACUGCGUAUUUUGAGUGAAACAUCACCUUCUCGGAGAAGAAGUACAGGGUUUGAAGGAAUUCCACCUACAGCUCAAUUCUUGAUUGAUGGGUUUGAAUCUAGUUCUUCAGUAUCCCCAGGAAAGAAACUACGAGAAUGGAAGCAUCAUGAUGAUGGUCAAGGUCCUUCUGCAGCUGAUGAGGGCAGAAAUGCCACAGAAUAUCGAGGAAGAACUCCACAACAGAUGUCCCCAAAAGCUCACAGAGAUGCACAGCAUUUGAUUAAAAGCCAAAAAGCCAAGGUCAGCCCUAGAACACAGAGGUAUUUAAGUGCACAGAGAUGCCUUCAACUUCAAGCUUCAACGAUAGGACCAUUUGAAAUGAGCGAAGGAACCAGUUUAUAUGUUGGCAAAAAAGCAGAUGCUAACAAACAGCAAGACAAGUCGCCAAGGAGUAACAGCAAGGGAAUACUGAAAGCUACAUGGUCAGCCAACAAGCCAGCCAAGACUGUAAGGUUUGGGAGCAUUAUGGUGUCACAGGCACAGUCUGUUAAAACAAGUUUGCCCACUGCUGCCUCCCAGCCACCUUCCCAGAAGUCAGCACACAAUUCAGUGUCUGAGCUGUCCCUCGAAAAACCUGCAGGGGAACAGUUGCUCUUCUCUGAUGAUGAUGACUUGAUUGACCCAGAGUAUGGCAACAACAAGCCCCAGGCAGCUCCUGUAGUCCAGCCGAGGAAGAGGAAACGAGAAGAUGUGGAGGACAAGACAUGAUAUUCACUCUCCAGCAGACAUGAGCAUUUGCAUGAUGGCAGCAUACAGUGUGGGUUUGAGCUUGAAAUAUUUUUGACAGUUCCGAGUAUUAUUGUUAAUGUGUAUUUGACAAUUUUCUCAGGUUAAAUCUGAAUAAAUAAUAUCAUCCAAAUCUGGCUUUCACAGGAGAUAUCGCUUGGGUGAGAUCCUAUAAGAUGAAAGCUAAAAUGAAAUUGCAGCACAAUGCUUUGCAGACGUCCGAAUCAAUGACAUCUCUCUGCCACUGAAGCUAGUUAGCUGGGCAUUUUACACUGGUUUUUCCUCUUUACAAACUUAAAAAGUUGGAAGAAUAUUUUUGGAUGAUAACAAGAAUCUCACCCUAAGUUUAAAAGUCCAAGGCUCGGGAUUUUAGAUUUUAUCGACUUAUGUUGAUAUAUUUGAUAUAAAAAAUUCUGCUUAUCAUCCAAAAUCAUGCAAGCCGCAGAGUUUUAAACUUUUUGCCACACAUGUUGAUAUGUAUUUUAUAUCAAAAGACACAAGGGUGAGAUUCUGUGUUUAUUAUGACUGUUAUAUCUCCUGGCAGAGUUUUAACCAUCUUGGUUAGUCAGGUAUAUUUUGAUUUUACAGCUGCUUCAAGCAAUUAUUUUGUGAAUCAAAAUGAAUUUAAAAAAUGAUUAACAUAAAACUUAUGUAUAGGUUAAGUGAUCUAUGAUAAUUAUUGUUCUUCAGGGAUGUUUGUCAACUAUAGUUGAGGCAUGUAGUCAUUUGCUCAAAUGUCUUGCCAAAACAACAGAUUCCAUCAUACUCAAUAUCUAUACAUUUGUUGAUCUAGUCAUUAAUCUUGUUAUUUUGUUAACAUAUUGUUUACUCUUUGCCAAGUUGAAGUUGGAAAUAAUAAAUUAUAUUAAGUACCUUC
Messenger RNA from Haliotis rufescens (red abalone), 4238 nucleotides. Its product is annotated as coiled-coil domain-containing protein 73-like. The transcript is spliced from 14 exons. The record is from RefSeq and is a predicted model, not a curated record. Lineage: Eukaryota; Metazoa; Mollusca; Gastropoda; Lepetellida; Haliotidae. The coding region runs from base 302 to 3343 and encodes 1013 amino acids.